This is a messenger RNA of Leptidea sinapis, 2561 nucleotides long. RefSeq names its product dynein regulatory complex protein 11-like. The coding region runs from base 63 to 2531 and encodes 822 amino acids. Gene Ontology annotation, molecular function: ATP binding; ATP hydrolysis activity. The record is from RefSeq and is a predicted model, not a curated record. NCBI's taxonomy places the organism in Eukaryota, Metazoa, Arthropoda, Insecta, Lepidoptera, Pieridae. The transcript is spliced from 20 exons.
AAAUUAUUGUAAUGUAAACAAAUAAGGGGAUAAAAUUUUUAAGUUGAAUCAAAAUUAUAAGUAUGCCCUUACUCCAGUACCCAAUACGUCUGCCAACAAUACAAGAAUCGCACAAAAAAUGGAUGAAAAUGCUGGAAGAAGCUCAGACCCUUGUGAAAGAUGAUCAAGACUUGCAGGUGAAAUCAGCAGCUGGGUUUUGGAUUAAAACGAGGGCACUCCCCCCAGAAGUGCUUGGUAGACUGUACACCCAGUACUGUGUGCUCAUCAACAACAUGUACGACGCCUACCUCGUCAGCGUGCAUCUUCAGCGAGCUCCUUAUAUCCUGGAGAUCAUAAGCAUCCUCAUGAAACGGUUAUACGAACUACGCAACGAAUUGGUGCACCUCAUUGUGAAUGACUACAUAUACGUUGAUGAAGCCUUGAUUCAGUCGGCAAAGACACCGUUUGAUAUUCAGAUAGUUGUCCCUUAUCAUGUACCCCUUGAGUGCAGAACCGAUUCGAUGGAGACUUUUCUGCAGAGAAUGUGGCUGGAUGCUGAGAUCAGGAAGAAUAAUCCGAUACAGAAAGACGAAAGACAUACACCUGAAGAGGAAUUUUUAAUGAGAAUCGCAUCUAGCUCAGACACAAAAGUAGUUGAGAAAGCGCCAAGCGAACCAUUGGUGAUGCCUGAAUCUUAUAUCCAAGCGGUGUAUAUCCAGAAGCAGGAGAGAUUUCGGCAAUUCUUCAUUGUUGACUUCAAAGCCAAAUGCAACAAAAGGAAGACAUUUUUCUUAGACCCGGACGCAGAAGCUCCUCUUGAUUUGCGUGAGAAAGCUGCUGCUAGAAUUCAGUUUAUAUACCGAAGGUUUAUGGAAAUAAAACGCCAGCGAGAAUUGGAGAUCAAAAGAGACAUACUUCUUGGUAUAAUUAAGGAUCCGUUUAAGAAAAGAUUGAAUUUAGAAGAGGAGAAUAAUAAGAUGUACGAACGCAAACGAAUUGUUCAAGAGAAUAUUAAAGAAACGUACAUGAGACAGUUGGAGCGUGACAGAGAUAGAUUGAUAGUGUUGAAACGGGACAACCAAAUUGAUGACAUCACAGACCAAGUCCGAAGCUGGCUUAAGGAAUGGUAUUAUGGCUAUGGGUAUUUCCCUGAAUACCCAUACCCGCUAGAAGGUGGUACAGUUGUUGUCAUCAGGGGGGACUAUCCCACUAUCGAGGAGAAGAUAGAAAUGGAUGAGAAAUACAUAGCCCGUACCAAGGGUAAGACUAAGGAGCAAAUAAAAGAAGAAAAACAAAAGGCCAAGUUGGAUGAAAAAAUGAAACAGCUGGCCGAGAGAGACAAGGAGAGGAAAGACGGGGAACAACUGUUCAAAUUGAGGUGCAACCCUUUGACAGAUCCAGGGUAUAAGCCGACGAAAUCCCAUGUAAUAGGUGAUGUUGUAGAGGUAUUACAAAAGUACUUCGCAGCGUGGUCUAUAUAUGACAAGUUUCCACCGAACCACCCGGAGACUGUUUACGGAUACAUGGACCAAGUACUGACCGAAGAUAUAAUGGCGCAGAUGCAUUUGGACUGCAGGAAGAUCGUCGACGAAAUGAUGAGAUUAGAACUUAAAGUUCUAAACAAAGCCCAGCAGCAUAUGUUCAAAAUAAGCGGUUUGAAGAUGCCCAAGCUGGAACCAAGAAAAAAGCCGCAACCGUUAAAGAAACCACCGAUGCCCAUGAUUUUGGAUGACAAACUAACGCAUGAGUUAAAGGAGCUUUUCGAUCUGCAGCUUCUCUCGAAACCACAGUCGAAGAUUAAAGAUAUUUUCGGUGAUUACAAGUAUGCUGCCUACGAUUUUAAUAUCAUGGACCCUAUUGCCAAGUUCCCACCUCCAGGCUAUGGUGAUGUGAAGCGACGACUGACCCUAUCAUGUGUUUUCGGUCUGGGAAUUCAACCCGGAGCACCUAGAAACAAAGCAGUGCUGCUAGUUGGACCAGAGAAGAAUGGCAAGUCGUUCCUAGCUGACACUGUUGCUGGGGAAGCUAAUGCAGUAAAAAUAGAUAUAAGCCCUGAAGUGUUUAGUGCGAAGACGGGGACGCCUGGUAAAUUGAUGACAACAGUGUUAGUAGCAGCGAGACUGUUCCAACCCGCAAUAAUUUUUAUGAAGAAUAUCGAACGGGUGUUUAGAACUAAGGUUCCGGCUGAAGAGAGAUAUUUAAUGGCGAAGAAUGUGAGGAAUCCAUUAGUUAAGCUAAUUAAACAAAUUAAUGAAGACGACAAAAUUAUGUUCAUAGCAACAUGUACAAACCCGUUUGACAUCCAAGCGAAGCCAAUGGUGUCGUUGUUCAACGAAAUGCUACUUGUGCCAAGAACUGACUAUAACAGUCUCAGAGAUUUCUUCUACGAGAGUUUUCAGAGAAUGAGAAGUAUGCCACGAGAUUUCUGCGUGCAGGAGUUGGCACAAACGCUGCAAGGAUUUGGAUUUGGCGCUAUUGUUGAAGUGUUCCACCGUGUUAUGACUGCAGAGCGGAUCGUCAGGAGUAUCAGAAAUACAUGGACUUCGUUGUGAAUAAUUCACCAUUGGCAAAAGAGAAGCGCG